Mugil cephalus (flathead mullet) is the source of this 5568-nucleotide messenger RNA. It is a transcript of the gene asic2, whose product is annotated as acid-sensing (proton-gated) ion channel 2. Gene Ontology annotation, cellular component: membrane. Gene Ontology annotation, biological process: sodium ion transmembrane transport. Lineage: Eukaryota; Metazoa; Chordata; Actinopteri; Mugiliformes; Mugilidae. Bases 1717 to 3393 code for a protein of 558 amino acids. The transcript is spliced from 10 exons. The record is from RefSeq and is a predicted model, not a curated record. Gene Ontology annotation, molecular function: ligand-gated sodium channel activity.
CAGCUGAAAGCACGGAGCAGUCCAUGUACUGCAUGUGCACAGCGGUUCCUCAUCACGCCGUGGCUGUACUGCUCGGCAGCAGCAGCAAACAGACAGAGGGGGGCGAAGGACAGAGCGAGUUAGCACACAGAGAGAGACAGGCGCUCUCCUCAGUGACGGGCUCACCGGCUGCAUGGACGGAGCUGUGGCGCAGGAGGAGGAGAAGAGGUGCAAUAAGGGGACAAGCUGCUUGAAAACUGGAACAAACAGAGGAGCAAAACGCCGGAGACCUCAAAAGAGGGAGGAGGGGGAAAGCAGAGCGAUCUAGAGGGAUCACAGAGGGGAGAGAAGUCAUUCAAAGCGGGCAGAGGGAGCACGCUGGAUGGAGCUGACAAGGACACAGAGGGAGGAAAGCGCACAGAGGAGCCUUUGCUGACGGGUAGAGAAGCCAGGGAGUGCGUGCACAAAGUGGAGAAGAAGAAGAGGAGGAGGAGAGGGAGACCGACAGGAGGUCGAGCUUACGGGGCUUGACUGACACAAGAGAGGAGAGGAGGAGGAGGAGGAGCGUGAGUGCAAGUUGAUGGAUUUGAUUUGGAGAGAGUAUUUUUAGAAGGAGGAGAGGAGACAUGAGAGGAAUAUUGAGAUUGGGGAUGCUGUGUCUGAGAGGGGAAGAAAAAAAUGGGGAGUGAGGAGAAGAAGAAGAAGAAGAGAAUAACAGGAGCCAGAUAAAGGGGGAGAUGUUGAGAUCAGAGUGUGACAGAACAGAUUACCUCUGGUCUGGUUUCCCACAGGAAGCUGCUGUGAGUGUGUGUCCGUGUAUGUGCAAGAGUGCCUCGCUCUCUACGUGAAAGUGUGUUGUAGUAUGUUUCCUACUGUGGCUGUGGUGCUGAGAAGCUGGUCCUUGACGAGAUGAAGCUGCCCCGUGUUUACCUGCUGGACCUAAUAACAGACUGAAGUCGAGUGCCGGGAGAGGAGACGAGCAGAUCGCUGACAUCACGGAGAAGUCAAGGCAUCGAAAGUGGGACAGAAAACAAAUGAGCACGGGAGACUUUUGCGAAUUCAAUUAAAGCUCAUGCUUAAUAGUGGAAGGAGCUGAUCGCUGGCUCUGGCUGACGAACACUUUCGCAAGCCAGCGAAUCUCAAAAACACAUACAUAACUCAAGAAAAGAAAGCACGGCGUUGGAAGGAGGCGAGCUCUACUCCGACAGACUGCACCGCACCAACCAAUUCCCUUGACUGUUGUCUCAUUAUUUUAAUUACCUACCCUUCUUUCAUUUGUUUUCGUCCUCUGUGCUUAGCCCUCGGUAUUUUGUAUUCUAUCCUCUUCUCACUCCCUCUCUCUUCCCCUCCCUCUUCCUCAUGCCUUUGCUUUCUCUGUCUCAUCCUCUCGUGUUCACUGUCACACUAACUGCGGUGGAUGCUCGAGUCACUCAUGUAGAAGACACCUUGCUUGGAGCACAUUUGCCUAGCUGAUUCUUUUCUCUUCCCCUGCUGAGCUGGAUGAUUGGAGCACUGUCAGACUGAGAGAACAGGACAGAUGACCAACAAGUAGCUGCUGUUGAAUUCAUCCGAGCUUCUAAAAGAACCAGGAGACGACUACUUCAAUACACACAGAUUUCCAUGAGAGUACUGUGAGGUGUGCGUGUCAUACUGUUAUAGUUCUAUGGGUCAGUAGUUUUGUAUGACCAAACACGUAUCCAUGUGUGGAUUACAGUAGUGGAAUUAUCCUGGAGCUACAUGUGGGCCGCAGACCCUGAGGCCUGGCUGGGAAAUGAAGCCUUUCCCGCAGCUUUAGGCGUGCUGUGGGCAACUAUGGCCUUGGAGGGGCACUGUCUCCGGAGGGGAUCGCCGGCCAUGAUCAGAAAGGGUCGUCAGCGGCGUCGUACAAAAACAACUCUUGCUCAGGUCACUUCCACUUUGCUGUCAAGGACACGCCUACACGGCCUGCGGCAUGUUUGCGUCCCCGGCGGUUCUGUAGGCCGCAGGGCCUUCUGGCUGCUGGCCCUCUGCACCUCCCUGGGGUUGCUCGUAUCCUGGUCCUCAAACCGCCUACUCCACUGGCUUUCCUUCCCCACGUACACACGCGUCCACACCGAAUGGGCCAGAGAGCUGCCAUUCCCCGCAGUCACUAUCUGCAACAACAACCCCAUCCGCCUCUACAAACUUACUAAGAGUGACUUGUAUUUCGCCGGCCACUGGCUGGGCCUGCUUCUGGCCAACCGGACAGUGAGGCCCAUGGUUUUAGACUUGCUUCAGGAGGAUCAUCUGACCUGGUUCAGGAAGCUGUCAGACUUCAGGCUCUUUCUGCCGCCUAGAAACUUUGAGGGAACCAACCUGGAGUUUAUGGACAGACUCAGCCACCAACUGGACGACAUGCUCCUCUCGUGCAAAUACAGAGGAGAGCCCUGCGGCGCUCACAACUUCUCUUCUGUGUUCACCAGGUACGGGAAGUGCUACAUGUUCAACGCUGCAGAGGAAGGGAAGACUCUUCGCACCACCAUGAAGGGAGGGACAGGAAAUGGCCUGGAGAUCAUGCUGGACAUCCAACAGGAUGAGUACCUGCCGGUCUGGGGGGACACAGAGGAUACAGCCUUUGAGGCAGGUGUGCGGGUGCAGAUCCACAGCCAAGCAGAGCCACCGUUUGUUCAUGAACUGGGUUUCGGCGUGGCCCCUGGCUUCCAGACUUUUGUAGCCACACAGGAACAGAGGCUGACCUACCUGCCUCCCCCGUGGGGAGAAUGCGAGUCCAAGGCUCUGGAGUCUGGCUUUUUCCAGGUUUACAGUGUCACUGCCUGCAGGAUCGACUGUGAAACACGGUACAUCGUGGAGAACUGCAACUGCAGGAUGGUGCACAUGCCUGGUGAUGCUUCAUACUGCACACCUGAGCAGUACAAAGACUGUGCUGAGCCUGCCCUUGCUAAACUGUCUGCUGUGGAGAGCAGUAAUUGCAUGUGUAGGACGCCAUGCAACAUGACCCGCUACAACAAAGAGCUAUCCAUGGUCAAAAUCCCAAGCAAGACCUCGGCCCGCUAUCUGCAGAAGAAGUUCAACAAGUCAGAGAAGUACAUCACGGACAACAUCUUGGUGCUGGAUGUAUUCUUCGAAGCUUUGAACUACGAGACCAUUGAGCAGAAGAAAGCCUAUGAGGUGGCGGGCUUGCUGGGUGAUAUCGGAGGUCAGAUGGGUUUGUUCAUCGGAGCCAGCAUCCUCACCAUAUUAGAGCUGUUUGACUAUGCUUAUGAGGUGGUAAAAGACAGGCUGCUGGACUUACUGAGCAGAGAGGAGGAGGAAGAGAGUCACGGAGAGGAUGUGAGUUCUUGCGACCCAGUGGCAAACCACUCAGAGUCCAUCAGCCACACCGUGACAGUCCCCCUGCAGACAACGCUGGGCACCCUGGAGGAGAUAGCUUGCUGAAGCACUCCUCCCUUCCCCUCAGAGCCACACACGUGCAGCGGUUGCCUCCACCGGGUGGCACUACAUCCUUUGUUACAGCAUCUCGCAGGAUCUUAACAGAGGGAGGAGAAGAGGACAAAAACAGGGCUCGGUCUAAGGACAGUGCUGUGCCCUGUCAUACCCCCCCCUGUCUGAGGCACUAAUGGGGAUUAAGGAGCUGUCAGCUGGACUUAUCAGCACUCUCUGUCACCCUGCACUGUACUGUAAUGGGAGGGUGGCUUCUUCUGUGCCAGACAUGCGGUGGGGUCUGAGUCCCCACACACACACACAGAAAAUCAGAGACUGGGUGGGGCAACUACCCAUGAAGGGGACUCAUCCCUGUGCAGCAUAUCCAUGUAACAAACACAUUCAUAUGUCGCUCACUGCCAAAUGAACUGUACAAAAUUGGUUUCAAACUGCAUGCGUCGAUCUAACUUGCGCUCUUUGCUGAUGCAUACGCUGGACCACAGUGUUGUAUAACUGUACAUGUGUGCCAUUCGUCUCUCUAUCUGCAGGACCGGCCUGUCGCAAGGCCCAGGUGAGAUAUCAGACUUCGAAUGUACGGACUGAAAAUAUGGUUGUUUAAAAUCAUAGUUCCAGUGUGACCAGUCAUCUCUUUGAAAAAGAAAAAAAAAAAUCUAUUCUAUUGAGGAAUUUCUCAUUUCUUUAUUAUUAUUGUGGGGUAAAGGGAACUGGUGAUAUGUGAGCAUUUGCUGUGACGGAGAAAAAAAAGCAAGUACACCUGAAUAUGUUACCAUGUUACUGAAAAUAGUGAAAUCUGGACAUUUUGCAUAUUACUUUUCAUGUGUCGGUUUUAGUUAAAUCAGUUUAGUAGAAGACAAGCUUGAGUCCUGCUGUGCUAAGCUCUUCUCUACAGACACCUUUAAGGGAUGUCGUACCCAUACUAUUAAUUUAUGUGAAUAAAGGACUGGCUCAGUCACGGCUCCCGGCUAAGUGAGACAGAAUCUGAAUUUAUUUGCCUGCCAGGCAGCAGGCAGCAUAUAAGCCGCUGCAGUAAAUGGAUACAGCCAGGGUGUUGUUAAACCAUUAUUUCAUUAAGGGAGGCUGAUAUUUGGGACAGCUAUUAUUUUUUAUCAAGGAUGGCAUCGUUUUGACCUCCACCAAAAGAUAUCCCCAGGCUUGACAAUUUUAAACAAUUAAACUAUUGAAGUGAUUGCAAAAGCACCACGAGGAGACAUCAGCCAGGAUGUUUUUUUUUUCCUUAUUAGGAUACAGAGUCUGCUGAGUUACAGUGUAAAUAAUUGUGGGGAUUUUUUGUUGUUGUUUUUUUUCUCAUAAAAAAACGGGUACCACGCAAACAUGCCUGAAGCAGAUCUAAGCUGAUAGAACUUUGGUGAAACAUCUCCAGGAAAUGUCUACUUGUCUGUCCGUUGUAUUUUAUUUUUUUUAUUGUUAUAUAAUGUUUCUCAACCUACAGUUCUGAAUAGGCGAGUGUGUUAUAUAACAGUCACUAGCAUUUGGGGAUAGUUGAAUGUCAUGCCAAAAGUGAAGGACACACUUUGCUGUGAGCACCAGAUGUUCUUUUCGCUACAUGUUCAACCAACCAUUCAUUGUCCUCAGAAACAACCGUUACAUAUACGGCUUUACACCAAAAGGUUUUUGUGAGACUGUUUGAAAGAUCUAACAUAUCUGACUUUUCUAUUUCUAGUCCAUGAUCAUCCUAGCAUGGGCUCUCUCGUCAGGAUAAUGUGCAUUACAGGUAGGAAUGAAUUCAAGAGCUUUGUAGGACUGUUUGAAUGAUGAUUUCCCAUCUGUGGCUCAACCUGCUGUCUGUGUGUACUGUCAUGUUGUGGCUUCAGACGAAUACAGUCCUCAGCUGUACAGCGGGGCUCGAGGCCAAAGAGUCUCGCUUCUAUCAGCGGCAGCAACACUGGCUGUUUCCUCUCUGUUUCGCUGUUUCUCUGGCUGUUUCUUUCUUCUCUCUACUUUGGCUUCAGUCGUUUGUUUGUUUUUGUUUUCUUCCUUCUGUGAUACAGCAUUCAGUGUGUGUUUUUAAUGUGAAACGAUUAAAUGAAAAGUUUUUUUGCAGCGUCGGUGUGGUGAGGUAGUUGUAUCAGUCGUCAACAGUAAGGACGUUUGAAGUGUUUUACAAGAUGUGAUGCAAUAAACACAACGCAACAUAGCCAUGCCAGCACA